AUGGGCAGCCUGCGCCACAUGCCCGGCACCUCCAGCGGCGUGUACUUCAGGCCUCUGCAUCCCGACGACUUUGCCUCCCUCAAGCUGCUGCACCAGCGGCUCUUCCCCCUCGAUUAUGACGACUUCUUCUACCACCGAGCAGUGCAGGGCCUGGACGGCAUUGUGGCCUGGGCCGCGUCGGCGCCGCUGCCGACCCUCACACACCUCAGCGUCGGGCCUGACCUGGCGCCCCAGCUGCAGCAGCCGCAGCAGUCGCAGCCGCCGCCGCCGCCCAAGCAGGUGGGCGUGCAAGGGAGCGAGGCGACUGAAAUGCUGGCUGGCUUCAUCACAGCCCGCUCCUUCCCCGCGCUGUAUGCCGACCCUCGAGACCGCCAGCUGCUGGGCCUGGACGGGCCGGAGGUGGACAAGGAGAGCCUGCUGUAUGUGCUGACCCUGGGGGUGGCAGAGCCCUAUCAACGCCACGGCAUCGCGCGCCGGCUGCUGGACUUUGUGCUGCGCUAUGCUGCGGAGACCGCCUGCCGCGCCGUCUACCUGCACGUCGCCAGCUUCAACCUGCCGGCGCUGGCCUUCUACCAGCGGGCUGGCUUCCAGGAGCUGGCGGUGCUGCCCAACUUUUACACCAUCAGGACGGGACGGCAGCCCAUCCCCACCCGGCAGCAGUAUGAUGCCUGCCUGUUUGGCUGCCUCAUCAACCCGCCGCAGCCCACCCCCUGGGGUUCGCUCAACUAUGCCGUCAUGCCCCUGACAGCAGUGAUAGGCAGCCUGAAUUCCUGCCUGCCCUGGGGCUCUGACCGGCGCAAGCACCAGGGCACAGCAGCAGCAGGAGCAGGAGGGGCGGCGGCAGCGCCCUUAGAGCUGCGGGAAAUGCGGAACGAUGGCGGAGGGCCAGACUUGGAGGCGCAGCAGAAUGGCCAGCACCCGACAGAGGCUGAGCGGCGGCAGCAGCGGCAGCGGCAGCAGCGGCAGCAGCAGCCUCAGUUUCCCAGCCAACAGCCCGCCUGA
This is a messenger RNA of Chlorella variabilis, 1002 nucleotides long. RefSeq lists its product as hypothetical. Gene Ontology annotation, cellular component: Golgi membrane. The coding region runs from base 1 to 1002 and encodes 333 amino acids. Gene Ontology annotation, biological process: N-terminal peptidyl-methionine acetylation. Lineage: Eukaryota; Viridiplantae; Chlorophyta; Trebouxiophyceae; Chlorellales; Chlorellaceae. The record is from RefSeq and is a predicted model, not a curated record. The transcript has 6 exons. Gene Ontology annotation, molecular function: histone acetyltransferase activity; protein-N-terminal amino-acid acetyltransferase activity.